AUGGCUUCGAGUCUCCACGGUGGUCGGCGUCAACGUAUUCACGAUAGUUCCGUUUCUUCGCGUGCAUCCGCCAUUCCUGCGUCCUCUGCACCCUCUCAUCCACCAAUACCAACAGAGUAUAGUGGAGAUAGCCACGAUGAAAAGUCAAACGGCAAUGAUACUGCAUCGCCGCUCUUGACAUGGACGUACGAGGACGCGUUCAACGACCUCGAGAGAGACCCGGUCAAUCUAGCUCAUCGAAUGAUUUUCCUUGGACUUGGAUCCAUUCACACCACGGGCUCGCAGACAGCCCAUGCCAUUCAUGAUCUGGCCGCCCGGCCGGAGCUCGUGAAAUCUCUGAAUGAAGAAAUAGAGAAAGUGAGAACAGCCGAGAAGGGCUGGGAGAAAGCCGCUUUAGUAAAAAUGUGGAGACUGGACUCCUUCAUGUCCGAGUCCAAACGGAUGAACCCACCUGCUUUGACCGUCUUUCACCGCCUAGCAAUGGAGCUACUAGUCCUCUUCGAUGGCACUCGCAUCCUAAAAGGCACUUUCAUAGCUGUUGCCGCUGCAUCGAUCCUCCUAGACCCAGACGUUGUCCGAGAUCCCUAA
Molecule: messenger RNA, 588 nt
Organism: Letharia lupina
Lineage: Eukaryota; Fungi; Ascomycota; Lecanoromycetes; Lecanorales; Parmeliaceae
Exons: 3
Coding region: 1-588 (195 amino acids)
Molecular function (GO): oxidoreductase activity, acting on paired donors, with incorporation or reduction of molecular oxygen; monooxygenase activity; iron ion binding
Source: RefSeq, a predicted model, not a curated record